AUGACAUCCAUGGACAAAGUGUUUGCCGGCUACGCCGCACGACAGGCUGUCCUAAAGCCAGCAACAAACCCUACAGCCAGGGAAUCGCAUGGACCAAGGCUUCCUGCACAGCGACCUCACCUACGACGUCUCCUGCGUCUGGGAUGGGCGCUUUUUCCGACUAGACGACCACCUCACCCGUCUAGAAACCAGCCGUGCGAAUCUCCGGCUCAAGCUCCCCUUGCCCCCGCGAGCAGUUCCAAGCAGAUCCUGGUGGAGAUAGUAGUGAAAAGCGGCAUCCAAUGCCUUCGUCGAGGUGAUCGUAACACGCCGCGUGUGAUGGAGGUUGCUGAAGCGAAGGGGAUUUAA
Messenger RNA from Aspergillus novofumigatus IBT 16806, 348 nucleotides. RefSeq lists its product as uncharacterized. The transcript has 2 exons. The record is from RefSeq and is a predicted model, not a curated record. Bases 1 to 348 code for a protein of 115 amino acids. NCBI's taxonomy places the organism in Eukaryota, Fungi, Ascomycota, Eurotiomycetes, Eurotiales, Aspergillaceae.